CUUUUCGCUGCUAUGUGGAAUCGCUCUACUGGAGGUGAAGGACCGCCUGUCCCCUCUCUGCUUUUGCUGUCAGUGGCUUUCGGGACGUAUUUUAUUUGAAUGUCUGGGCCUUUUAAGUGACCAAUAAUGGAUAUUCUAUGGAUAUUAUGGACCAUACCGGCCGUAAUAGCUGUUGAAGAGACGCUCAUGGACUCCACCACAGCCACGGCGGAGCUCGGCUGGACGGUCUACCCUGUGUCAGGGUCGAGUGACAACAGUUGGGAGGAAGUGAGCGGUUAUGAUGAAAACAUGAACACCAUCCGGACGUACCAAGUCUGUAAUGUUUUUGACAACAAUCAGAACAACUGGGUACGGACAAAAUACAUACGGCGUCGUGGCGCACAGCGGAUCCACGUGGAGAUGAAAUUUUCUGUGAGGGACUGCAGUAGCAUCCCCAACGUCCCAGGCUCCUGUAAAGAGACUUUUAACCUUUAUUACUAUGAGUCAGAUGCUGACACAGCCACCAGAACCUCACCAGCUUGGAUGGAGAACCCCUGGAUCAAGGUGGACACCAUCGCGGCAGAUGAGAGCUUCUCCCAGGUGGACCUCGGGGGCAGAGUGAUGAUGAUAAACACAGAGGUUCGAAGCUUUGGCCCUGUGUCGAAAAAUGGCUUCUACUUAGCCUUCCAGGACUAUGGCGGCUGCAUGUCGCUCAUCGCUGUUCGCGUCUUCUACCGGAAGUGUCCUCGUAAAAUCACCAACGGGGCGUUGUUCCAGGAAACGCUAUCGGGAGCAGAGAGCACCUCCCUGGUGGCUGCAAGGGGUGUUUGUAUCCCCAAUGCAGAGGAGGUGGAUGUGCCCAUUAAGCUGUACUGCAACGGGGAUGGAGAGUGGAUGGUGCCCAUCGGACGCUGUAUGUGCAAGGCUGGAAACGAGGCUGUGGAAAAUGGAACAGUUUGUCGAGCCUGUCCCUCUGGCUUUUUCAAGCCAACUCAAGGAGAUGAGGCCUGCAUGCAGUGUCCCAUCAACAGCCGUACCACCAGUGAAGGCGCCAUUAACUGCGUUUGCCGCAAUGGAUACUAUCGCACCGACUCAGAUCCUCUCCAGAUGCCGUGCACAACUGUCCCUUCAGCUCCGCAAACUGUGAUCUCCAGCGUGAAUGAAACCUCUGUGAUGUUGGAGUGGAUGCCUCCGCGAGAUUCAGGGGGCCGUGAGGAUGUGGUGUUCAACAUCAUCUGCAAGAGCUGUGGCGGAGGCCGAGGAGGCUGCACCCGCUGUGGUGACAACGUUCAGUUUCUACCCCGGCAGCUGGGCCUGACAGAAUCCCGGGUCUACAUUAGUGACCUGUUGGCCCACACACAAUACACGUUUGAGGUGCAGGCUGUCAACGGGGUGUCAGAUCAGAGCCCCUACUCCCCUCAGUACGCCUCAGUCAACAUUACCACUAACCAGGCUGCUCCAUCCACUGUAUCUAUAAUGCACCAGGUCAGCCGUACUGUGGACAGCAUCACCCUCUCCUGGUCCCAGCCUGACCAGCCCAAUGGAGUCAUCCUGGACUAUGAACUGCAGUAUUAUGAAAAGGACCAAUCAGAAUAUAACUCCACUACCAUCAGGAGCCAGACCAACACAGUGGUCAUUCGUGGUCUCAAGCCAGGAAGCAUCUACGUGUUCCAGGUCCGGGCCCGCACCGUAGCUGGCUUUGGACGCUACAGUGGCAAACUGUACUUCCAGACCAUGACUGAGGCGGAAUACAACACCAGCAUUCAGGAGAAGCUGCCUCUCAUCAUUGGCUCGGCAGCUGCUGGGUUGGUGUUCCUCAUUGCUGUGGUCGUCAUCAUUAUCGUCUGUAACCGGAGGCGUGGCUUUGACAGGGCUGAUUCAGAAUACACAGACAAACUGCAGCACUACACCAGCGGCCACAUGACUCCAGGAAUGAAGAUUUAUAUUGAUCCGUUCACAUAUGAGGACCCCAACGAGGCUGUGAGGGAGUUUGCCAAGGAGAUUGAUAUAUCCUGUGUGAAGAUUGAACAGGUCAUUGGUGCAGGAGAGUUUGGGGAAGUGUGCAGCGGCAACCUAAAACUCCCGGGUAAAAGGGAAAUGUUUGUGGCCAUAAAAACUCUGAAGUCUGGAUACACAGAGAAGCAGAGGCGGGACUUCCUGAGCGAGGCCAGCAUCAUGGGUCAGUUUGACCAUCCUAACGUCAUUCAUCUGGAAGGAGUGGUCACCAAGAGCAGUCCUGUCAUGAUCAUCACCGAGUUCAUGGAGAAUGGAUCUCUGGACACCUUCCUCAGACAAAACGACGGGCAGUUCACUGUCAUCCAGCUUGUUGGUAUGCUGCGUGGCAUCGCCUCGGGUAUGAAGUACCUCGCCGACAUGAAUUAUGUGCACCGUGACCUUGCUGCCCGAAACAUCCUGGUCAACAGUAACCUUGUGUGCAAGGUUUCGGACUUCGGCCUUUCACGCUUCCUGGAGGAUGAUACGUCAGACCCUACUUACACCAGCGCUCUGGGAGGGAAGAUCCCUAUCCGAUGGACUGCACCCGAAGCUAUCCAGUACAGGAAGUUCACCUCUGCUAGUGAUGUGUGGAGCUACGGAAUCGUAAUGUGGGAAGUCAUGUCCUACGGAGAGAGGCCGUACUGGGACAUGACCAAUCAAGAUGUCAUCAAUGCCAUCGAGCAGGACUACCGGCUGCCCCCACCCAUGGACUGUCCCAGUGCACUGCACCAGCUCAUGUUGGACUGCUGGCAAAAGGACCGCAACAACCGGCCCAAGUUCAGCCAGAUUGUUAACAACCUUGACAAGAUGAUCCGCAAUCCCAACACGUUGAAGGCCAUGACCCCUUUAUCUUCAGGUGUUCAUCUCCCCCUCCUGGACCGUAGCAUCCCAGAUUUCUCCAGCUUCAGCACUGUGGAUGAAUGGCUGGAUGCCAUCAAGAUGGGCCAGUACAAAGACAACUUUGCCAGUGCUGACUUUUCUACAUUUGAUGUGGUGUCUCAGAUGACCAUGGAUGACAUCCUGAGGGUUGGUGUGACGUUAGCAGGCCAUCAAAAGAAGAUCCUCAACAGCGUCCAGAUGAUGCGUGCACAGAUGAACCAGAUCCAGUCGGUGGAGGUUUGACCCUCCCGAGCAGAGGGGGGUAAAUAAAGCGGUUGGGAUGUAUGGCUCUGGGCGCAGAGGAUGGAGUGGAUAUUUUUUUCGCGUGACAGUGUGUCUGGUCUUCCCACCAGGCUACCAUUCAUCCCCCCCGGUCCUCUCUCCAGUGCCCUCUAUCCUUCUCUUACCCCCUCACCCUGACUCUCCCUCCAUCCUGGGAAUCAGCUGUGGAGAAGUUUGUGAAAGCAGAAGUCCUUGUGAUGACGCAUCAGACGGCCCACAGCCCACCCACCUUUUAGAGCCAGAAAUAUGGGAGGUUAGAAGUGACCAGCAACACAUUUUUCAAUCUUCCACCAAUUUUCAUUUGAUGUAGAACAUUUAUUUUUUGGUUUGUUUGUUCUGAUAAUUUUGUAAAGAAUUUUUUAAAGAAAAAAGAAGAAAAACUGAAAAAGGAAAGGAGUUUAUCUAAAUUUAUAGAUGAUAUAAGGUUGUACACUAGAUGAACUGAGUAGGAAAGCUACCCUUUAAAAGGGCAAAAGAAAAAAGAAAAACAAGGAAGAGUUGAGGAGACCAUCCUCUGCAAGGUGUGGAUAUUGUCUUUGUUUUUAAUUUUGGACAUCGUGUGGAAACGCAGAGUUCUCUGAUGCCUUCUGAAAGGCAAACUGUAGAGGAGACUGGGGGACCCGACGUGCACACCCAAUUGUUUCCCCAGGAAACAUGAUUAAAAAAGAAAAAGAAAAAAAAUACAACAAAAACACAUUCAAUCAGACUGACAAUUCACACGAUGAAAUCAACACUCAAGAAAAAGAAAGAACUUUUUUUUCUCAUUGCAAGUAAUUUUCUAUAUUGUGUGACAUUUUGUGAUGAAGACUCCCUCUCACCUUGCUUCCUCUCACUAAAGACAAAAUGACAAGUUUUUUUUUUCUUUCACAGUGAAAUAUUCACAGCCUGCCAAAUAGAACUCUUCUCCUUUGCACCCCAGCCAUGAUCCUGUACUGUACAUAUCAGAUGCACUUGACCUGCCAUAACAUGACGACUCAGAGACACUUAGAAUUGAUCAGUCCGGGCACCGAACUGACCACAGGGACAAUUUAAGUUGUUGCCACCAUCAGUUUAUUUCUUUAAUUUGUGAAAAAAUAUAGCUUGUGGAGAAAAAAAAAAACUGAAAAUUGACUUCCUACAGAGAUCUACAGAAAAGGAAACAGGUCCUACUGUUUACAUCAGAGUCUCCAUACAUGCAGUACGUCCUCCCUCAUGUUCAUCUCCAGUGGCGUCUGUGCGUACAUGCACACGUUGCACACACAUACCACGUGCACCAAGAAGCUCCCGAAGCAUCGGGACUCGCAUGCUGAGUGAGUGGUUAAUUUCACAGUGCUUUGAUUUGCUGCAAUUACUAGAACUGUGUUUGGUAAGAGCCUGGAUUUGACACACUUUACAGGGUAUAAUGUGGCUGCAUUAUAUUUACUGUUCUUCCAGUUUUCCUUUUGAAAAGACAUUUUUAUGUUUCAAGUGUUAAAGUUUUGAUACCGCACAUGGCCGUUUCACACACACACACACACACACACACACACACACACACACACACACACACACACACACACAUGAAUAGACUUUACAAUCAGACGUUCAUUGAAUGAAAAACAAUGCAAUGUGUUAUAUUAUUGCGAUUUCUGUAUGGGUAUUAUUGAAUUGUUGUUCUUACUUUUAGAUAUUUUUUUUCUGCACUGAGUCUACUGUGUGACUCCAGCAAUCACUCUGGAUCUUCCAUCAAUGCUUUGAAGUUAUUUUUGAAUCCUGUUGGUGCACAAAACCAUGUAGAUAAACAGCAUUUCCCUGUGACGGGCCUUGGUUUCAUUUUAUACGCAGUUUAUGCAUUUAUUGUAUGGUUUCUUGUGAACAAUACUGUCUCAUGAGUACAGAGCUGUCAAUCAUUGUCUGUGUUGUUGUCAGUAACCUGUCGUAAGGGUUAUGAGGGGGAGAAGAUGGCACUUGUAGCAUGCAGUGAUUCCCCAGUGACGGUGAAUCAGGGAGGGGUUUAUGUACACAGCCAGUAAAUGAUAUCAGCAGUGCAGAGCUCCCACUGGGCCCCGCUCUGAGACCUGACAGCCAGACAUAGACGUCCAGCUGUGAGCCAUCGGUCAGAUGUGUCUGGUCGCAGCAGGGCGGCCGCACCCUGAUCACAGCCGCUCUGUCCAGGCACUGAUUCCCUCCCUGUCUUCUUGAUCACAUACAUGCCUGUCGGCCACCUGUCUGCCGCUUCCACUGAUCUCCACAUAGUCAGCUUUGACCAGCUGUCAUGUUUCGUCUCGGCGCAUUUAAAAGCAUCAACAGCAGCAGGCGAGCCGACACUCAUCGGUGGGGCAGUUGUGUCAUGUCUUGUCUUGAUGCUGCGUGCCACAGAGUACGUGACAAAAGAUUCCUCCGUGUUCGCUUGUACCAAAUCCUCAGAGGCUGACCUGAGUUUUCUUGUUGUCACUGCAGACAGCUUUAGCACCAAAGCCCCGGUUAAAGAAAGUGAGAAACCUCAGUUACUGUACUGCUGUCAUCCUGCCUUUCACCAUCCCCCUGGCUGUCCAGAGAAUUUAAAGUCCAGGAGUGGAAGGAUUUUUUAUUCCCUUUCUCCUCCACCAUCCUCUGCUUGGUUAUUUUUAUCUGCAGUACAACACAUCAGAACACAUAUUUCCCUGGAAGCUUUUCAUAACAUAUGAAACUGGAGGAGGAGAAUCAUGAGCUGUUAAGUCAUAGCUAAGAAGCCAGUGAGAAGUGAUGCUGUGACCUAAAUGCCACUCAUGCCAACAUGCAGUUUGGUCUUUUUUUUUUUUCUUUUUCUCUGAGCUUUUGAGCAUCUUCCCUUUCCAUUUCUCAACACUUAACAGCUCAUCAGUUUUAUUUAGCGAGACUGUAUGCCUUCUCAUGGUACUGCAAAUAUUCCAUCGUCAGGAAAAACACUUACUGUUCAAGAAAUUAAGCUCAAGUAUGUGCGAGGCUGGAGAGGUUUUGCUCCAGUCCCAUUAAAGCCCAUUCAGAUGCUUGUCCAUGGGUGCUGCCAAGACUUUGAGCUAUUAAUCAAGCAAUUAUCCUUGACGUUUGCUUCAAGGAACUACCUUAAACAGGGUGGCAGACAUUCUUAUUGCUAGUGCUGAAUAUUGCUGAGAUUGAUUUUAUGCUGCAUACUGUCUGUAUUUUCUUGCAGCUCAGAGAAUACUUUUUUUUUGCAGAGGUCUUUCUAAAGGUUUGGUUUCUUGUUUUCCAUUUCAUCUAAAGGAGUUUGAAAAAAACAACAACUUUUGUUUGAAUGUGGAGUGUUGAACCGCAUUAAGUAUUUACUAUAUGUAUUUUAUGAUUCUGCUGGCACAAAAGAGACAUAUUGUUGCAGUUCAAGCUGGACAAGGUUCAUUGGGCCCUUAUGUCCAACUUCUACAUUAUUGGAAAAUGUAUAGAAGUCGAGGUAAUAAGUCAUUUGGUACAGUUUUUAUGAUGGGCAUAUUUCUAAACUAAAUUUCAUUCUCUUUUAUUGCCUCUGAAAUUAGACUGGAUAUUUCAUUGAGAUGAAAUUACUGUCCAGGUCUGUAAAUUGUUUUCUGAAUUUAGAAGUGCAGUUGGAUAUGUCAGAAUGUUUGAUCACUAGGAAAGUUGACAAUUUGUAUAUACAGAAAGGUAAUUGUGUGCUUUGUUUAUUUCCCCUUAAAAUCUGUUCUUUCUACUAUUCACUCUCCACAAACACUAUGUAUUAUUUAACUUUAAACCAGGUGUAGUUUUAGUGUGAAAUUUUACGACGAAAAUAUGCCAUCUGCACAUGCAAAGUUCAGCUUCCCUUGUUAAAAAAAAAAAGAGCUUUUUACAGUUUUCCUCUGGAAAUGAAAGAUGUGUUGUGGUUGUGACACCAGUGAUGGUUUCACCCAAUGUCAGCCAACUGCAACUUUCAGCAAAACAUAUUGUACUUUUCUCCUUUUACAUCUGUGAAGCAAAUUAAAAACCACUCAGCCCUGCCCUCACCGUGUGCCAAUUUUUGAAGGACGGAGGAAAACUGUUAAGUCUCAGUGUUACAGUUACAUGAUAGUGUGGAUAAACAUGAGCUGUGCCAGGCUGUACCCACUGGGCUGCGUUUGAACACCGCCUAACUGCAGUAUGGUGAGAGCGUGAAGUCUGCCUCCUGUUGUGGCAGAUAGAAAAUGGCUUCUGUUUAAAGGCUGCUGGACGAAGCCCCAGAGCGCCCUCUGCUGCUGCGGUGGUCGAAUGUGGCUCGUUGGAAUUCCAGUUGCAGGUCCGGAUAGUCUGCGAAUGCUGCAGCAGGCAGAGCUCCACUGCCUCUCCUGUUCCCCUCUAUGACCCCGUGUUUCUCUCUGUUGCCCCCCACCCUGCCCCUGGAUGCCCCCUCCUCCAUCACCGCUACCACUCUGGCUGUUGCUAACCAACAGCCAGAGUGGUAGGCAGGGGACCUCGGUGUGUUCCUCUGGUCUGUUAAAGCCCACAUUAUAGACCAGUGCCGGUUGAGACCACUGUGACUGAUGUGGGAGAUCCUGUAUUUCUGUAUAAAUGUAUAUUGACUGUAACCCUGUGAAUGAUGUAACAAUUUCAUUAUUUGUAAUAUUGUCAUUGGUUUAUUUUCUAAAAAUGGAAAGCCCAACUUGACUCUCCUCAAUAAAAAAUAAGAUCUGUUAUAAAAAAUAAAA
Molecule: messenger RNA, 7745 nt
Organism: Amphiprion ocellaris (clown anemonefish)
Lineage: Eukaryota; Metazoa; Chordata; Actinopteri; Pomacentridae
Gene: ephb2b
Product: eph receptor B2b
Exons: 16
Coding region: 127-3096 (989 amino acids)
Biological process (GO): central nervous system projection neuron axonogenesis; axon guidance; cell surface receptor protein tyrosine kinase signaling pathway
Cellular component (GO): plasma membrane; neuron projection
Molecular function (GO): transmembrane-ephrin receptor activity; protein binding; ATP binding
Source: RefSeq, a predicted model, not a curated record